Penicilliopsis zonata CBS 506.65 is the source of this 1604-nucleotide messenger RNA. RefSeq lists its product as hypothetical. The record is from RefSeq and is a predicted model, not a curated record. Bases 30 to 1604 code for a protein of 524 amino acids. The transcript has 5 exons. Gene Ontology annotation, molecular function: transmembrane transporter activity. Gene Ontology annotation, biological process: transmembrane transport. Lineage: Eukaryota; Fungi; Ascomycota; Eurotiomycetes; Eurotiales; Aspergillaceae.
CUCGAUCUGCGCCGGCAAGCGAGGAGCAUAUGCCACCGUACCCUGCUGGUAUCAAACUCUUCUCAAUAGGAAUCGGUCUGGUUCUUGCCGUUAUUUGCAGCAAUCUGGACCGUUCUAUUCUCAGCGUUGCUAUCCCAAAGAUCACAAGCGAGUUCAAUUCGCUGGACGACAUGGCGUGGUACGGGUCUGCAUAUCUACUGACAUCGUGUUGUUCGCAGUUGAUGUUUGGGAAGCUGUACGCCGCAUAUAAAAUCCAGUGGAUCUUCUUGGGCGCUCUGGGUGUCUUCGAACUUGGCUCCAUUUUAUGUGCUGCUGCUCCCAACUCUAACUGCCUGAUUAUCGGUCGAGCAAUUGCUGGGCUAGGUGCAACCGGGAUCUCUACCGGAGCUCUCCUAAUCAUUUCCCAUAGUAUGCCCGUCCAUCAGAGACCCAAGUACACUGCUAUGAUUGGGGCAUGUGUGGGUAUUACGAUUGUCAUUGCACCCUUCUUAGGAGGAAUUUUCACCGACAAGCUCAGUUGGAGAUGGUGUUUUUGGAUCAAUCUCCCCUUGGGAGGUCUGACUUUUAUCACCAUCUUCUUCCUAGUUCAACUUCCCAACCCACCCAAGAAGCAGACAACAGGCUGGAGAGGCCUUCUGGAUAUUAUCGAUAUUCAGGGCACCGCUCUUCUUCUGCCAUCCACCGUUUGCCUUCUUUUGGCGCUCCAAUGGGGCGGUACUGACUACGCCUGGAACAGCUGGAGAUGCAUUCUUCUCUUCUGUGUUUUCGGCUUCUGUGGUCUCAUUUGGUGCUACGUCCAAGUGCGAGAGGGUGAUAAGGCCACCGUUCCGAUGCGCCUCCUAAGAAUGAGAUCUAUCCUGGCAGCCAUGGUGUUUGGAUUUGCCUUGUUUGGAGUAAUGUUCCUGCAAUCAUACUACAUGUCUAUCUGGUUCCAGGCUGUCAAGGGCGUUUCAGCCUAUCGAGCAGGUGUCUAUUCACUUGCCAGCACAGGCGCAAUGACAGUGGCAUUCCCUGUGACAGGCAUCCUGACGAGUAAAACCGGCUACUACGUGCCCGGCAUGAUUGCCGGCUCCAUCCUGAAUAUCAUCGCCAGCGGACUCAUGACCCGGUACGGUGUCCACACCAGCACAGGCUACUGGAUCGCUGGCUCCAUCCUCUCCGGACUCGGCUUCGGCUUCGGCGGCCAGCAGUGUAUGAUGGUACCCCAGACCAUUCUUGAGGGCGAAGAUAUCGCCCUUGGGACGGCGGUCAUCAUGUUCGCCGAGACCAUCUCCGGCACCAUCUUCCUGGCUGUCGGCGAGAGCAUCUUCGAGAACAAGUUAGUCAGCGAGCUGCGCGACCAUGCGCCCACCGUCGAUCCGAGCAUUGUCAUCGCUAACGGUGCCUCGGGCCUACGCGCUGCUAUGGGCGAGAUCUACGGCGUGCAGGUCGUCGAAGAGAUCCUGGUCUCGUAUGCAGACGCUCUGCAGCCCAUCUGGAUCAUCACUGUGGCCCUCGGGGCGUUGAGUCUGGUGGGUGCUGUCUGCACCGAGUGGGUGAGUGUGAAGAAGGGUAAGGAUAGUAGGGUCGCCGUGGAAAUGGAUGCAAUCAAGUCUGAGGCUUAA